AAAAUUUGAUUAGUUUACUUUUAUGUAAAACUUUGUCACUAGAGGGCGAUAAAAAUCUUGUAAAAGUUCGGAUCCAAAUAAAUAAGGCAUUUUGAAAUGUUGCAAGAACGUUUUAAAAUAUUGCAUGCUAACCCGUUGACAUUUUCUGUUGAAAAUAUUCUGACAUGCUAAAUGCACAAAAUGCGUUGCAAAAUUAACUCUUAGUAUUGGUAUCUCUUAUCGAAGAACAUACUUGAGUAAAAACACGCUUCAUAUGAAACAGUUAUUUAAAACAAUGUGACCAGCGAACGAGUUUAACGUACAUAGCUAACUGAAAAUUUCAUAUGAAUAAUAAUAAAUGAUAUCAAAGUUAAAAGUAAUUACGAUUUUCUUUUAACUGAAAUUUUAAUACAAACAUUAUAACCUACAUGAUUUUCAGUGAAUUAAAAUAUCCAAAGCAAUUAUAUGCAUAUGCAUAACAUAUGAUGUAUAUAAUAAACAAAUACAAAUUGUAAUACUGUAAAUAUUUAAGUACAAUAACGCGAAAGUACCAUUCGUAGUGUCAUUAUGACGCGUAAAUGUGUGUUGUGUAAAGAAACAAAUUACAGGAAUACUUAUAGUUUUUUCUCAGCUCCUAAGGAUCCUGAAUUACGUAAAAAGUGGCAAGAUGCAAUUGCCAUUGAAAAUUAUUGUGUUACCGAUGAUACAUAUGUUUGUAGCAAACAUUUUCACAAAGAUGAUAUCAUUACACAUUGGGUUAGCGGAGUGCCACCACAUGUUGUAACUAUUAAAUAUAAGAAAUGUAGAUUAAGACCAGGGGCUGUUCCCGGCAGAAAUUAUCAUCUUGAAGAAAACACGCAAUCUCAGGAACAUUCUGAUGAUUUUGAUGUAAAUAUAAAUUGUUACUCACCAUAUAAAUCUGAAAAAAGUUCUGAUUUGACAAAGAAAGAAAGAGAUUUUCUGAUACCUAGAACUGAAGGAAAGAUACAAAUAAGUUACAAUGAAGAUUACAAAAUUUCAUCAUUAUAUGAACUUCCUCAUAAAUUUGUAGAUUAUAAUCAUACUUCUAAAAGAAAUUCACAAAAUGAUACAGAAUUCUCAGAAAACGGUUCAAAUGUUAAUAAUGUGUCGUACAAUAAUCCCAAAAUGAAAGAUUCCUCAAAACAAAAUUCAUGCCAAACAAAGCAGAAUAAAACAAUGAGCCUAAAAGAAGGAAGUUUUUCUGAUGAUGUAAACUUGAUAGAAGACGUAAAAGUUGAUGAAGAGGAAGGACCAAAUCAAACCUGUAAAGAAGACUUUUAUUCUAAUGCAUCUAACAAAGUUUUAGAUUCUUCAUUCAAAAGUUGUGAUACCUCCAAUGAAGAUGACGAAUCAAUGUCAAACCAUAAAAUAAAAAAAGAAAUUCUUCAUAAGGAAAAAUCAACAGAUAACAAUUUUAAUUCUACAGAGAAUAUAUACGUAGAAAGUCAGACAGAUAAUUUAAAUUAUGAUGAGUUAGAUAAUAUGUACAAUGAUGCUGAUAAAAAUGAAAUGUUAUUUGAAGAUCUACUUGAAGUAUGUACAGAAGUAUUAUUACCACGUGGGUGGUCCUGUUUGGUUACAUCUAAAGGCCGCACAACAACAAUAGUAUAUUUAUAUAUGGGUAUGACAAAGAGUGGAAUGCCUUUUGCUGAGAAACAAGUGUUUAUAAAGAGUGAUAUGGUAUUACAUUGUGCUGCUGUAAAUAAAGAAUUUAACCCACUACUUCACAAUCUCAUAAGAGAGGGGAAACAUUUAAAAGUACAAAACUUAAUAGACAUAGAAGAACUUAUUGAUGAAUUUGAUCAAAGGAUUGUCUGUCAAGAUAAAUAAUCCGGGGGAAUCGGCCGAUUAUUGUGACCUACGCAAACGUAAACUUUGGAUGUUGAUAAAAACUGGGCGGCUGAUAUUGUCUUUUACCCUAUGCAAAGUGAGUAUUUAAAACGCUUAAAAAGAAAGAAUACACAAUAAAAAUUUGUGCAUUAAAAUAAAUUUUGAGAGAUUACCACAAACGUAAGACACGAGUAAAAAGAUCAUUGAACACACUGCAAUUUGAUAUACUUGAACGUUUUACAUAUAUCAUAUGUAUAUUCGCGUGUAUACAGUGUGCAUCUAUCAAAUUUUAUUAUAAAAUUUUUACUAAAAAUUGAAAUCGUAGUCUAGAAAUAAUUUGAAUGUAUUUUCAAAAGUAAUACAUAUAUUUAUAAUUGAGAUGAGUCUACCAAAAAAUAUUCGUAAAAAACGUGUAUACUUUUACGUGCAUAAAGAUUAGUGACAUGUUUUGUAGCGCCAAAUGAAAUAUCAGUAACAAUGAUUAAUAAUAAAUAAAUAUGGCGUGAAGUAUGAGUUCUCACAUGAUAUUACUCCCUCUUAAAGUCAACAUCAAAUGACUCAGUAAUCACAGCCAUAGGAAGCAAUAUUGUGGUACAUCAUAAAGUUUAGAUGCAAUGUUUUUUAUAUUACAAACUGACUAAGGAGCAAUUCUUAAUUUGUACUUGUAUAAUCAAGGCGAAUUGUACUUAUCGAACAAUAACAUUACCAUUUCUUUUUUUUCUAACCUGUCUCGUCAUACUGUACAUACGCAUAUAAAUAUUAACUUAUCUACAUUGUUCUACAAAAUAUUAAUUUACACCAUCGUAGUUGGUCUAGACAGUUGAUGUAAUAAAAAUUUCUUUUCAAUAUUCUAUCAUUUUUUAUGUAACACUUAUCUAGGAUUUCAUUUCAGAUAGAUCUUAAUAAACUUACAUUUCGUCUAAACUUAGAACCUGCCUUACAGUUAUUACAACUAUUAAAUAGUAAAAAUUAUUCGUUUCUUUUUCAAAACAUAUAAGAUUUUUAAUUAAGAAUUUUUAAGAGUAAUAUUAGUUUUCAAUUAAGCCGACUUAAUUACAAUAUGCACACUUCGUCGUUACUCAUCUUUUUUUUUCAUGCAUCCCACUGUCAUCUUUUUAAUCUACAUAUAUGGUACAAUAUUGAAUAUACUGUAAAAUUAUUAUUCAAGAACAGGUAUUCAAAUUUAGUAUGUUUAAAAUACUUAUAUUAAAUA
Molecule: messenger RNA, 3043 nt
Organism: Megachile rotundata (alfalfa leafcutting bee)
Lineage: Eukaryota; Metazoa; Arthropoda; Insecta; Hymenoptera; Megachilidae
Product: BTB/POZ domain-containing protein KCTD9
Biological process (GO): protein homooligomerization; intracellular signal transduction
Molecular function (GO): protein binding
Source: RefSeq, a predicted model, not a curated record